AUGGCUCAUGAUUAUUAUUAUAAAGAUAAAUUUCGUUUAAAUGCAAAACCCAAGACUAGUAAAUUAAUCUUGACAGAAAAACAACGUAAUCAAUUAAAUUAUUUAUUCACCAUAUCGGAUUCUCCUGGCAACGAAAUUUUUACCACGGAAAUUUGGAAUGAGUCUGCUGAAGAUCAAAAGAAUGCAAAGGAAUUUAUAAUUUUUCAAGCAAUUCCCGUUGAUUUGGUUGAUCCAACAAAUUCUGCGAAUAGAGAUCCAGCAAACAGAUGGAAGAUACGUUGGAGUGAUAAAAAAAAUGGAGCUACCCUUUAUCAAUGUAGUUGUGGUUCCGAUAUGCAAGCUGCUAGUAAGACUCCUGUACAAAAACAGAGGCCCGUCAGACAAUUAUAUGAAUUUAAUGGUUGCUUGGCCUUUGUGAGAUUGGAAAUCGAUGUUGAUAAAAAAGUUUUUAAAAGGGUUCAUGGUUAUUUGGUUCAUUCGGAAGCAUGUCAUCGUGCUUUGCCAAAGAAAAAUGCUCCGAAAAUUUCGAUCAAUUGUGAUAUUAGAGAUAUGACCGAAUUAUUAAUUAGAACAAAUGCUUCAACCAAUGAUAUAUUGUCGCUUAAUCAACAACUUGUGAUUUAUCAAUUGGGUGGAAGAUUAAUAUUAAGAAAUGAUUUAAAAGGUAAAGAUGAACAUUUCGUAAUAACAGCAUUUGACGUCAAAGAUGCUAGGCGUUGGAUUAAAAGUAAUCAUCAACCUCAAUGGGAUUUUGAUGCUGAUCGUUCCGUUGAGCAUAAUUUACGAGAAUUAUUCGGUCCAAACUCCUCGGACAUGGAUUUAAGAGACGCCACUAUACAUUAUAAACCAAGGGAUAAUCGUUACGAUUAUACACUUUUGAUAUUGGCGACGGAAGAACAACGUUUGCAGGCAUGGAAGUAUGGUCAUCAAAAAUAUAUCGUAUUAGAUGGAACUUUCCAGACCGGAAGCAGAAAAUUACAGAUGUAUGUCAUCAUGGUUAUUGAUGAAUACAAAAGAGGAGUGCCAAUCGGUUAUCUUUUAUUCUCAAGGCCUUGUCACACGGAUUUAAUGGUAGUCUCUAAUCACGAAUAUGGAAUACUGAGACAUCUAUUGGAAACGUAUAAAAAUGUCUUGAGUCAAGAAGCUGGUGAAUCAUUCGCUCCCAAGGUUGCUAUAAUUGAUUUUGGUUUUAAAGAACGACUUGCGUGUUCCGAAGUUUGGCCCUAUAUUCAUCUUGUGUUUUCACCUUCUCAAGUGCAUCAGUGUUGGACAAAUAAAAUAGAUCAGUUAUUGGUUAACGUUGGGGAUCAUGAACUUACAAGAAAUCGCACAGAGAUGAAGAAAUUUCUAAACGAUAUGAUAGCUGA
Funneliformis mosseae is the source of this 1367-nucleotide messenger RNA. The record is from the annotation of a GenBank genome assembly. NCBI's taxonomy places the organism in Eukaryota, Fungi, Glomeromycota, Glomeromycetes, Glomerales, Glomeraceae.